UUGCUCUCAAGAACGUAUUAUAAGGAUAGAAGUAUGGUUUAUUCAACAGAAUGUGCUAAGUGGAAAGCUUAUCAAUUUAGUGAUCCUUUUGCUGCUGGAUCAUUUUUCGUUUGCAAUAAGAUAUCCAAAACUUUUUGUCGUCCAGAUUGUGAUGCUAGAGCCAGAACCAAUUUGAAACUGGAGAUUAAGUUUGUUGAUGGGUGUCAAGAGGCUAUGGAUUUGGGUUUCCAUCCAUGUCAAUCUUGUGAACCUAUCAAUUUACCUCCCAUUGAUGUUUCAUUAUUAUUUAACUGUGUUUCGAGCAUUAAUCGUCAAAUUGGGUUUUUACCUCCUCUUUUGGAUGAAAAUGAAGAGAAGAAUAAUCAAAAGAUUAAAGAAAAUAUCAUUGAAUCCAAAAAGACUAACGAAGAGCAAAUAUUACGUGCUUUUAACAAUGGUGGGUUGAAUCGUCGUGCCUCUGUUCCUGCCAUCAAUUAUGAUGGCAAAUUUUCAAAAGAUUUUGAAAAUACCAGUCUUUCCAAAAAUGACUCGGACCACUAUAGAUUGGUUGAUUUGGCUUGUAGACAUUUGGCUUUGGCUGCAGCCAUGAAUAUCUUCCAACCUCAAGCUAUUCAAAAAUUGGAAGCUUCGGAUGAGGGUAAUUCUCCUUCCAGUGGUAAAAAGAGAAGAAGAAGAGGUGGGGUGCUUGGUUUUAAGGAAUUGGCUGCCAAAUCCAAGUUGAGUGCUUGGCAUUUCCAUCGUGUUUUCAAAUCGGUUACUGGAUUAACCCCAAAGACUUAUGGUGAUAAAUGUUGGGAAUUUGUUAAGAAUUUCAAAGAUUCUGGAGAAUAUACUAGUUUCCAAGCUAAUACUACUAAUUAUUACCAAACCCCAAUUUCUUCCAAUUCCAGCAGUCCUAAUUUGGAAUCGCCAGUUAAAAAACAACAAAUUAGUCCAUCUCCAAUUGAAUCUCAAUCUUCAAUGCAACAAUCCUUGCAACCACCAAUGCCACCACCAAAUCAACAAGCACCAAUGCAAGCACCACUUCAACAACAACCAUCUCAAAUGGUUAGCCCCCAAUACAGUGUUCCCCAAUCCAAUUUUGACUUUAAUAUGCCAGUUAUUGAUUAUACCCAAGAUUUAUCUAAUCAUUCUAGAGCCUUUUCUGCUCCAGAUUUGACUUUUUUCAAUAUGAAACCAAAUACCUUGUUUGAGCAUGCUAAAACUCAUCAUCAACCAAUGGGGGGUCAAUUGGCUUCUCAAAAUACAAGUCCAAAUACUACAUCUCCUUUAUUUCAACAAAAUACUUUUGAAAUGCCUAGUCUUGAACACGAUCAAGACUAUUUGAAUGCUUAUGACGACGUUAAGAUGCCUCUGUUGAUGAGUGAUGAAGUUGCCGAAGAGAUAUUCAAUAAUAAUUCUUCGAACUCUCAAGUUAAACUUGAAGAUUACGGUCUGUUCAAUUUAUCUCCAGAAUUAUUAUCUUCCAAUUAUAUUAAUUUAUAGAUUGAGUUUCUACUCUGUUUUAAUGACGCGAUGACCUUUGUUUUUAUGAUAAUAUACA
Messenger RNA from Hyphopichia burtonii NRRL Y-1933, 1543 nucleotides. RefSeq names its product Adaecp (gene ADAEC). The transcript has a single exon. Lineage: Eukaryota; Fungi; Ascomycota; Pichiomycetes; Serinales; Debaryomycetaceae. Bases 34 to 1485 code for a protein of 483 amino acids. Gene Ontology annotation, biological process: DNA repair; regulation of DNA-templated transcription. Gene Ontology annotation, molecular function: DNA binding; zinc ion binding; methyltransferase activity. The record is from RefSeq and is a predicted model, not a curated record.